This is a messenger RNA of Xiphias gladius (swordfish), 3565 nucleotides long. It is a transcript of the gene amdhd2, whose product is annotated as amidohydrolase domain containing 2. Gene Ontology annotation, biological process: N-acetylglucosamine catabolic process. The coding region runs from base 576 to 1796 and encodes 406 amino acids. The transcript has 11 exons. The record is from RefSeq and is a predicted model, not a curated record. NCBI's taxonomy places the organism in Eukaryota, Metazoa, Chordata, Actinopteri, Istiophoriformes, Xiphiidae. Gene Ontology annotation, molecular function: N-acetylglucosamine-6-phosphate deacetylase activity.
UUCAUCCUUGGCCUCGCGGGCCAAUGCGGCCGAUACCCGGAGUCCCGCUUUCAAGGCACUGCUGUCCCGCGCUGCUCAGGUUUUGUUAUGAUAGGAGAAGCCCUCGGGAUCAACGCGAGGGUCUUCGGCGUGGGCCCUUCCCGGCGUGAGCGCGCGGGCAACGACUCCGAGACGCGGGCACCUCCUCGCGCGCGCGUGUUAUCAGCCGGACGUUGAGGAAUUCGCACGCGUGCCUCGAUCUUCGCGACCCGAUCUAACGACGGCAACAUGUCCCGUCAGUUGACCGGCUGCAUGGGUCCAGACCUCGGUUCGGGUCCGGCUAGCGGCCCCUCGUUGUCACGACCCUAGAGGAGGGAAAACGCCAGACUUCCCCCUUGGGUCACGAUUUCAGAACCGGGGGAAACGUUAUAACGUGAAGUUUGUUUCUCCAGAAACCUCCGGCCCUGGCGCGUGACCUGGUUACCACGAGGAGCGUUUGAUUUGUCCUGCUGCCGUGUCCCGCAGUCGCCCGAGGCGGGGCGGACCGAGGUCGCAGUGAGUGGAUCCGCCUCCACUCGCCCGCGGAGGGAACAGACAUGCCGUCCAACAAGUCGGUGUCCGACGCGCCCAUCACCCAGUUCGUCAGCUGCAGGAUACUGAGAGACCACAGGCUGCAGAGAGAGGACCUGUGGGUGCGUGAAGGGACGAUUUUAGAUCCGGAGAAGUUGUUCUUUGAUGAGCAGGGUUACGCCGACCAGCGUGUUGACUGUGAGGGCGGCAUCGUCGCCCCGGGCUUUAUAGACGUCCAGAUCAACGGAGGAUACGGCGUCGACUUCUCUCAGGCCUCCGAGGACGCCGGCGGCGGGGUUUCCUUUGUGGCUAAAAAGAUCCUGGAGCACGGAGCGACGUCCUUCUGUCCCACUCUGGUCACGUCCCCUCCUGCCGUCUACCACAAGGUGUUGCCUCAGGUCAAAGUUCACAGUGGAGGACAACACGGGGCGGGAGUUCUUGGGUUUCAUCUGGAGGGCCCGUUCAUCAGUGAGGAGAAGAAAGGAGCCCACCCGGAGCGGUACCUCCGCACCUUUCAGUCCGGAGGGAUCGGGGACCUGAUGGAGACCUAUGGCAGCCUGGACAACGUCGCCAUGGUAACACUGGCUCCCGAGCUGCCCGUUAGCCAGUCGGUGGUGAGGGAGCUCUGCCAGAGGGGCAUCACCGUGUCGUUAGGUCACUCAGUGGCCAACCUGUCUCAGGCCGAGGAGGCCGUUCAGAACGGAGCCUCCUUCAUCACUCACCUCUUCAACGCCAUGCUGCCCUUCCACCAUCGGGACCCCGGUAUAGUGGGCCUGCUGACCAGUGAUCAGGUCCCUGCCGGCAGGACAGUCUACUACGGCAUGAUAGCUGACGGGAUCCAUACCAACCCUGCCGCUCUGCGAAUCGCCCACAGAGCUCACCCUUCAGGUUUGGUGCUGGUGACGGAUGCAAUCGCGGCGAUGGGUCUUCCUCCCGGUCGCCACACUCUGGGCCAGCAGGUCAUCGAGAUCCAGGGCCUCCACGCUUACGUGGCAGGCACUAAGACCCUCAGCGGCAGCAUAGCCACAAUGGAUAUGUGUGUGCGGCACUUCAGGCAGGCUUCAGGCUGCAGCAUAGAAGCAGCUCUGGAAGCUGCCUCGCUGCAUCCGGCUCAACUUCUGGGUAUCAGCCACAAGAAGGGAAACCUGGACUACGGCUCAGACGCAGACCUCGUUUUGCUUGACGACGCCCUCAACGUCAAAGCUACCUAUAUUUCUGGAGAGGAGGUUUGGAGGAAAGGACCAUAGAGGACGAAGCAACCGCGCCGAUGGAAACUGGCCCGGCAGCCGGGACCCUCCGUGCCUUCAGGGGACGCCGUUACCCACAGAACCACAAAUCUGUUGAAUGUUUUAACUCACCAGAACACACAGCAGAGUUUGGCUUUGGUUGCUCCACUUUCUCCUUCACGGUUUAAAAGACUGACGUUUAGGUAUUUUUAACCCAAGCUGGAAAACUUAGUACAGAAAUUCCUGUUGCCCCAGAGGAUGAAUCUUAAACUAUUUGGUCACACCCUGACUUUUCAUGUAACAGAGCCAGAAGUCAAAGCUUCCGCUUGUCAGACGCUUCAGUCAAUGACGAAAAAACCUCUGAGCAAGGGACAGAAUUCCUGCCUCGGCUCUACUUCUCAAUAAAUUCAGCUUUCGUUUAGUUUGGUCUGAAAAGCUGAGUAAAGUCGUGCCUGGAUUAGCCUGUUUGGGGGCCCCCCAAGUUCUCAGCUGGACCCCUGUUCCCUCCAAGUUCCCUUCAAAUAGAGCAACACACAGCACACCGUUGCUACUGCACUGGGUUACUAGUCACAGGAAGUACCGUUCGGUUUUCUCUAGGUCAGGUAGUUGGUGGUAAUUUGAUGAAACGAGCUUUUAUUUUGGAAAAUGCACCACGUGAGCAUAAUGUAAUAAAAAUACAGUUCAUAUAGAAAGUAGUGCUCGUUAAAUUUACCGUGAUUCAACAUUAUAAAGCAAUCAGACUUGAAAACAUCCGCGGUGCGGGAAUAAUCUUUAUAGGCCCUUUAAUAAAGGUGUUAGAUUUUGACACAGGACCCCGGUGGUAACAGGAUAUGUCCAAAGAUUACGUAGCAAUGCAGGAUCCAAACGAUAUUUCUCUUUGGUAGUUGUGAUUUCAGCUCAAAGGAAGCAGGAAAACCCGAAUCGAGAACCUGAGGCGUCUGGGGCCCCUGGAGGUCCGGGGCCACAAGGCAGCCACCCACUAGAAUGUACGGCCGAGCCUGACAAUCUGGGUCUUAGUUGUCCCGAACAGGCCACCGUACAGGGGACAAACCCUCAGAUGCAGGUAACGACGUGACUCUUUUCUAGCGCCACCCUCAGGACAAUCUGUACAUUUUUCUGAUGCAUAAGUGAUAAAGACAUAACAAUAGCAAAGUUGUCCACGGUUAUGAAGGGUUCUGCACUUCCUGCGAGAGACAGGCUGUGUUUGCCUGUGUCCGGAUACUCCUCUUAUCGUAUUUUAAUCACGUUAGAUAGAUGCGAUUUAAAGGGAGACGACGUGGCACGAAGCUGGAUAAAUCACCUGUCACCGAAUGUUACUGUAACGUGGUCGUUCCUCUCCUGAGCAAUAACGUUCCCCGUCGUCAUAUCGUGUAGUUUGUGUGUGUGUGUGGGGGGGUUUUCUGUUGUUAGCGUAGUGGAGGACCCCAGACUGCUACUAUCCCUCGAGUCUUUACAGCUCACGGCUCGCUACAGCCAACGCACAGGGACGACACCCGUGUUUUGAAGUAUCACAUCAGCAUUUUUGUAUCACUUAAAAGGGAAGUCACUCUUUUGUGGAACUGCUGACAGCUCAGGCAUCUGGAAUGUAGCAAGGGGCCCCGAAUAGACCGGUUUGUUUUUGUUUUGUAAGAUGUAACAAGCCAAAAGGUUUGGAGACCGCUGGCUUGAUCUUCAACAAAGCGCUGUAUUCUGUAAGCAUGUCAGAUUUUUCUAUGCAAAAUGAGUAAAACGUCCAGUUCUUCCCUGUCACUGUUCUACAUAAAUAAAAUUCGACCUGACUUCCCUCUGAA